AACAUAAAGCGAGAACUCUACCGUAAAUUACGGAACCAAGUCAACCAGUGAACAAACACACUUUCCUUCACCCCAACAACGCCACCGCCCACGAAAGGGUGAAGAAAAGGAAAGAAAGAUGGACUUCGCAGCGUUGAUGUCCAAAGAGAUCGCGAAAGCAAAGCCCACAACAGACACCACCUCAAAAGACAGCAACAACAGCAACAAGAAAUACAUCCGUCGCGCCGAGGCCGAAGCCCAGCGCGAAGCAGCCUACCGAGCCGAGCAAAAGGCUCUCGAAGAGAAGCGCGCCGCCAAAGCCGCCGAGAAGCGGAAGCGCGAAGAGGAGGCCGCAGAAGAGGCGCAAGAGCGCGAAGAGCGUCGGCGCAAGCUCGCCGAGGAGACGCGCAGGCGGCGCGAGGAGGCCGCGGCGGAAGAAGAACGGGCAAGGCGGAAACGGCUCGGUCUCCCCGAGCUCAAGAAGGGAGAAGAAGAAGAAGACGACGACGCCAACGCCAGCGACGCAGGUGGUAAUGACGAGGAUAUCCCCGAGGACGCGCUCACGGAGAAGUUGCGGGAGCUAGGCGAGCCGGCGAGGUUAUUCGGGGAGACGCACCGCGCGCGCCUGAAGCGGUACAGGCGUCUGACGACGGUGGUGACGGCGGGGCCGAUCCCGACGACAUUGCAGCUGGUCGACGAGGAGGACAUGAAAGUCUCCGCGGACGCGAUACCGCAGGACAAGGGCAGGCGGAAGUAUCUAUUCCGCCAGCUGGCGUCGUACUUCACCAUGGUGCUGCGGGAGUGGGAGGCCGCGCUGGCGCGGGAGCAGCGGCGCUCCGCGGAGGAAGAAGACACGUCGUUCGCGAGCAAGAACGCCGUCAACGCCAUGGUGUCUAGCCGCGCCAACAUGGUGCCGCUGUUCCGCAAGUUCGAGAGCGGCGACCUCGACGACGCCAUCUUGAAGCCCGUCGUCGAGAUCGUCCAGGCCGCGCAGGAGCGGCGUUACGUCGAUGCCAACGACGGCUACCUCCGCCUGAGUAUCGGCAAGGCCGCCUGGCCCAUCGGUGUCACCAUGGUGGGUAUCCACGAGCGGAGCGCGCGCGAGAAGCUUCACGAUGGCGAGCGGGGUCAUGUCAUGGGCGACGAAGUCACAAGGAAGUACUUACAAAGCAUCAAAAGAUGCCUGACUUUUGCUCAAGUACGCUGGCCUCCAGAAGAUAUUAGACAACUGAUGGGAUAGACAGAUGAUGUGUUAUAGACGGUUUAUAAUCAGUCCUCUACCUCUAUGCUAGCCACACGUAACUGAUUUUCUUCUUCUCUUCCCAAACGCCGAGCUAUGGAUGCCUUAAUCCCCUCGUCAUACCUAUCUCGAUGGGUGUUACAUCUGGCGCCACUAGUACGCCGUGCCAACUUCUGUAAUAAGCAUUCAAUCGCAUGGCUUAGCGAUUAUUGCCUAACCUCUACUUAUAGCCCAUCUUCGGAGAGUCAAUCCUUGACUCUAGCCAUAGGAAGAUAUGCGUCACCGUUCAUACUCUUCGUAACGCUGCGUGGUUCA
Xylaria bambusicola is the source of this 1534-nucleotide messenger RNA. RefSeq lists its product as uncharacterized. Gene Ontology annotation, biological process: RNA splicing; generation of catalytic spliceosome for second transesterification step. The record is from RefSeq and is a predicted model, not a curated record. Gene Ontology annotation, cellular component: U2-type post-spliceosomal complex; U4/U6 x U5 tri-snRNP complex; U5 snRNP. The coding region runs from base 119 to 1219 and encodes 366 amino acids. The transcript has a single exon. NCBI's taxonomy places the organism in Eukaryota, Fungi, Ascomycota, Sordariomycetes, Xylariales, Xylariaceae.